UCUAAUGCCGCCACGCUAAAGACGAGGGGAGGCGGCGCGGACAGUCAAACCGCUCCCCGCGCCGAGUUUUAUUCCCUCUUGCCGCUCCACCACCCACUCUCGCCAGUUCCCCCCUUUUUAACACCCCCCACCCCCCCGGCUAAGUCCCUCCCCCCUCUCCCACCCAAUUCUAGACGCCACUCAUCCCCGCGCGUCUUCAACAGAAGAAAGAACAAGGCCAUGGCGCCGAGAAAGUCGGAGAAAACGAUGCAGCCGGCGGCCGCUGCGACCGGGCUUGCGCUUAGCGUAGGCAGCGGGGCCGCCGGCUCGCACUACAGGGGCGUUAGGAAGCGGCCGUGGGGCCGGUACGCGGCGGAGAUCCGCGACCCGGCCAAGAAGAGCCGGGUGUGGCUCGGCACGUUCGACACUGCCGAGGAGGCCGCGCGGGCUUAUGACGCUGCCGCACGCGCGUACCGCGGCGCCAAGGCCAAGACCAACUUCCCCUUCCCUUCUUCCAUGCCUCCCGCCGCCGCCGUCACCGGCGGCAGCCGGAGCAGCAACAGCAGCACCAUCGAGUCCUUCGGCGGUGACGUGCAGGCGCCCAUGCAGGCCAUGCCGCUCCCGCCGUCGCUCGAGUUCGACCUGUUCCACCGCGCGGCGGCCGCGGGCGCCGGCGCCGUGCGCUUCCCUUUCAACAGCUACCCGGUGACGCACCCGUUCUAUUUCUUCGGACAGGCUGCGGCGGCUGCCGCGGCCGCAGGGUGCCACAUGCUCAAGCUGGCGCCGACUGUCACCGUGGCGGCCGUUGCGCAGAGCGACUCCGACUCCUCGUCGGUCGUGGAUCUGGCUCCCUCGCCGCCCGCCGUGUCGGUAAAGCAGCCCAUCGCGUUUGAUCUUGACCUGAACUGUCCUCCGCCGGCGGAGGCUUAGUCGCCUAUGACUUGCCAGUAGUUUCUCUCUUAGGCCCUCUUGCUUAACAGAGGGAGGAUGUUUUUGUAAAUAGUUUUUGCGCCGGGGACUUAGCUUUAGAAGGCGGUAUUGUCACCCCAAGACAGGUCCUGCCGGCGUUGUUAUGACCGGAUUAUAUUAUAUAUUUUGCUAGUCAUGAGAAAGGGCUUAGAAAUCCAAAAAAAGAACUAUUUAUUUCUUGUU
Molecule: messenger RNA, 1131 nt
Organism: Phragmites australis (common reed)
Lineage: Eukaryota; Viridiplantae; Streptophyta; Magnoliopsida; Poales; Poaceae
Product: ethylene-responsive transcription factor 8-like
Exons: 1
Coding region: 220-909 (229 amino acids)
Biological process (GO): regulation of DNA-templated transcription
Molecular function (GO): DNA binding; DNA-binding transcription factor activity
Source: RefSeq, a predicted model, not a curated record